AUGGCCCUCUACCGAUCACCCGUAAUCCCAAUUCAUGAUGCGACGGACUUGUCCAUCUCACAGUUUAUGACGAGAUACAAUCCUGAUGAUGUGCCAGAAUCAAAGGUUGUUCACGUUGAAAGUUUCUCCGAUGAAACUAUCACCUAUGGCUCUCUUCGCGAACAGGCCGGACGGGCUGCCUGGGGCUUGCAGACCAAGUCGGGACUACAGUCAGGUGAUACUCUGCUAGCGUUGGUCAACAACUCCAAUGCGUUCGUUCAUCUCGCUCAUGCCACGUGGUGGACGGGUGCUGUCUUCGCGCCUCUUAAUACCUCAGCGACGCGGGAUGAUAUUUUGCAUGUCCUCAAGAUCGUCAAGCCAACGCACAUUGUCACCAUUGAGGAGAAGCUCAGCACUGUGCAGGCAGCUGUAGCUAGUCUAUCAAUGACUAACAUUAAGGUUCUAACCGUUCGCUGUAAAGUGGGGAACCUGCCCCAGUUCCCCGACGAUAUUAUUGGCAAAACCGCUACGGAGACCAUUCCGCCGUAUGACCUUCAAGGUAGAAGCUCGAAGGAUGUGCCCAGCACAAUUUGCUUUUCUUCUGGAACAACUGGAAAGAUGAAGGGUGUCCAGCUCUCUCAUUAUAACCUUGUCAUGAACAGCAUAAUCAUGCGUGCCUCUAUGCCGGUCAGGGUCAACUCAAAUGUCCGCGAGGUUUUCUUUGCGCCUUAUUGUCAUUGCUAUGGGCUAACUCUGGUGGUUCUGUCUGGCAUGUGGGUUGGAGCCCAAUACUGCAGUCUUCCUGCUUUUGACUUGGAGACAUUUUGUCGCAAGUCGAGUGAGCUGAAAGUUACCGAUCUGCACCUUGUGCCGCCGGUAGCACUUCUUCUUGCGACUUCGCCCGUCGCACAGAAAUAUGACUUGACGUCUUUGCAAAGAAUUGUCAUUUCUGCCGCGCCAUUGAAGAAAUCUGUUCAGCUUCUACUCAAGAAGCGUCUUCCACAUGUCAGAGUUUGCCAAGGAUACGGACUCACCGAAUGCUCGGGGGGUGUUAUCCACGAGAUCGAUGAGGAUGAACAAGCCUUCGGAUGCGUUGGCAAGCUCUUCGCAGGGGUGGAGGCUCGUUUAGUCGAUCCGAAGUCCAACAAGGAUGUCCCUGUCGGCGAGGAAGGUGAAUUGUGGCUGCGCGGCCCACUCUGCAUGAUGGGUUAUAUCAAUGACAGCGAGGCAACCGCCAAAACCUUCACCGAGGACGGAUGGGUCAAAUCCGGUGAUAUUUUGAAGGUGGACGAAAACCAGAAUUUCUGGGUCACCGAUCGUCUUAAAGAGAUGAUCAAGUAUAAGGGAUUCCAGGUAGCCCCUUCAGAGCUAGAGGACAUUCUUCUACGCCAUCCAGAUGUUGUUGAUGCUGCAGUCUGUGCAGUUUACGAUGAUGCUCAAGCGACCGAGGUCCCACUUGCCUAUGUCAGUCUCUCGCCGGCAACGGCGGAGCUGUCGGGCUCUGAGAAACAGAAGAUCCUUGAUGCGAUCAAAGCCUGGAUCGACGGCCAGCUUGCAGGAUACAAGAAGCUCAGAGGAGGUGUAUUCCAUUUGCAAAGCUUGCCUAAGACUCCUACUGGCAAGAUUCUGAGAAGACUCUUACCUGCCAGAUUGAAUGAGGGGAGGGAGGCGAAGCUUUAG
Penicillium pulvis is the source of this 1659-nucleotide messenger RNA. RefSeq names its product AMP dependent CoA ligase. The coding region runs from base 1 to 1659 and encodes 552 amino acids. Gene Ontology annotation, molecular function: CoA-ligase activity. Gene Ontology annotation, biological process: secondary metabolic process. The transcript has 11 exons. The record is from RefSeq and is a predicted model, not a curated record. NCBI's taxonomy places the organism in Eukaryota, Fungi, Ascomycota, Eurotiomycetes, Eurotiales, Aspergillaceae.